Messenger RNA from Ambispora gerdemannii, 1891 nucleotides. The record is from the annotation of a GenBank genome assembly. Lineage: Eukaryota; Fungi; Glomeromycota; Glomeromycetes; Archaeosporales; Ambisporaceae.
UGCAAGCUCUUCAAAGAGUAAAGGCAAAUCUGUUCGGAUUUCAGACGAAGUUGAAGAACGCGAAUAUUAUAAAGAAGAUUACUAUGAAGAGGUUGUUGACGAAGAGGAAGGGGGACGGUUCUAUGGCGGUGGGCUUACUGAAGAGCAAAUGGAAAUAUUGGAUUAUGUAGAUCAAGUUGAGAUUAAGAGUGAGGAGACAGCAGAAACCCUUGAUAUCUCUGGUGUCAGAAAAAUGAUUCUUAAAUUUGAAAAGGCUAUAACAAAAAAUCAGGAGCUUCGUGUGAAAUUUCCUGAUAACCCACAAAAAUUCAUGGACUCCGAAGCGGAUUUACAUGAGGAAAUAAAACAUUUAAUGGCUUUAACAGAGGCGCCAGAUCUAAUUCCAUUUGUCGUAGAAUUAGGUGCGGUAGGUCACCUUGCGUCUUUACUAACUCACGAAAACACAGAUAUCGCCAUUGAUGUGGUUGAACUGCUGAACGAUCUCACUGAAGAUGAUGUGAUGGGAGAAGACAAUGACGAGGCAUUGAAAAUUUUGGUUGAUUCUUUGGUGGAAAAUCAAGUCCUGGAGCUUUUAGUGCAGAAUCUGAAUCGAUUAGAUCAAGAAGAAGCCGCUGAUAAACAAGGCGUCUUUAAUACGCUUGGUGUAAUUGAAAAUCUGACAUCAUUUGAUCCCUCGCUUUCCGAGAAAGUAGUUGGAGAGACUAAUCUAAUGGCAUGGAUUCUGAAUCGGAUCAAAGUUAAAGCUUUUGAUUCCAAUAAACAAUACGCCAGUGAAAUUUUAGCGAUUUUACUGCAAAAUAGUCGAGGCAUCUUCUUUAUUAAUCUUUUAAAUUUUGACAUAACAGACAAUCGGUUAAAGUUUAGUGAGCUUAAUGGUGUAGAUGUUCUAUUGCAAGUAUUGAACGCUUAUAAGCGCAAAGAUCCAAAAGACGAAGAUGAGACGGAAAUGAUGGAAAAUUUUUUUGAUGCGCUGUGUUCGGCAGUCACUGAGCCAGAACUUAAACAAAAGUUUUUGGAAGGGGAGGGUGUAGAAUUGAUGCUCAUAAUGAUGAAAGAGAAAAAAAUGUCACGCAUGCGCUCAAUUAAGGUGUUAGAUCAUGCGAUGUGGACAGCGCAAGGGACAGUCAAUUGCAUAAAAUUUGUUGAAAUUUUCGGCUUAAAGACGUUAUUUGCAGCAUUUAUGCGAAAGGGCCUCAAGAAAUUUAAAAAAAUAUAUAAAUCAUUUUCAGAAACCGAGGAAGAAGAACAUAUUCUAGGAAUUAUUGUUUCGCUUAUAAAAAAUCUCCCAGUUGAUAGUGAUCAUCGAUUGCGAUUGGUUCAAAAAUUUACAGAGAGUGAUCACGAAAAAGUCGAUCGACUGUUGGAACUACGAGAAAAUUAUGAAAUUAAAGUUUCGAUGGUCGAUCAAGAGAUUGAUGAAAGGGAACAGGAACUUGAAGGAGAGGAUGUCGAUGAUGACAUUUUAGAAGAAUUUUAUAGAAAACGGUUAUCUGCUGGCUUAUUUACUCUUCAACUGGUGGAUAUAACAAUUGCAUGGAUCUGCCAUGAAGAUUUCAAGACUAAAGAACAUGUAAAAACUCUCCUUAAUCGUAGAAAGCGGAAUUUAGAAGAUAUACGAAAGGUUUUGGAAGAGUAUUUGAAUAAUCUUGGCGAUCAAAAUGCAACGCAGGCAGAAAAACCAAUGGACGACAAUGUAGAGCGACCAAUGACGAUACAAGAAAAUAAAAUUGGCUCAACACUCGAUAUUCAGUCUACAAACUUGAAUGACAAUGAACAGGACACGAGCAUAUAUUCCCUCGUUAAUAAUAGCAAAAUUUCUACUGCUCGAAAUGAGCAAGAAAUGCACGAGAGAAUAUUGGUGCAAGGACUAAUAAAUAACUUGCAGCUCUAG